AUUGAGCACGUAACUUCCAGUGACCUGAGAGUAUCCAUAUUCUAUUCACCCUGAAUACAAGUCGAGGUUACCCUGGAGAUUCGGCGGACAAAAAAAUCGAUCGCGAGCUGCACUUUACCACGCCUAUAAGAGUUCGAACUCUGCACUCAAGAGUGACUCUGAUGAGUGCAAUCCACUGGCUUGCCUGCCUGCCUGUCUGCGCUGCGCUGCGCUGCCCUGCCCUGCCCACAAGACCGCUCGGACCUGUCAUUGAGUGCCAUUCUUAGUGGUUGGUUUUAGUGAAUGCGAGCCCAUCUCAGGCCGGCGCUUGCAGUUUAUGAGUUAGAGCUCACGCUGUUCCAGUUCGAGUUCCAGUUCCAGUAGCUGGACUUUCGCUAGGAGGACCCAGAGGAAAGCUCAGGAGACUGCACAACUGAGAUUUGGCGGAAAGAUAAGUUCAGGCCCGUGAUUUUAAUUUGCGUGCAGUGAGAGCGAAGGUCGUCUCGCCCGUCUUGCAGUCAAUGAUUUGUGGAGCUUAAGUACGGGAUAUCCCGUGGACCUAGGCUGGCUGGCUGGGUUUCAGCAUCUCCUUCUGUCUAUUGAAUGCGGUCGGUGCUCGUCCACUCUCCUCUCUCCUCUCUCCUCUCCGCAUUCUCAGACAAAUAUCGAUUCCCUGCCGUGGGUAAUUGAGCAACCCAGAGCUGCGGGAAUCAAAACGCUUAAGACCGGUAACCAUUCUGAAGCUCGACGACAGACUUCUGGGCCCUGCUAGAGAGAGGCGUGGAGUUUCAUGUGUCAAUGAAACAUAGCUCCAGUUUGCACAGCCCGGGUCGGACUUGGGUUCUUCUGAGACUUCUUUCCUUGCCAGCUCGUUCGAGCCUGUUGGAGGGUCUGGCGCAUUUCGGUGGAGGACGGUUCUGAUUAGCUUUGCAUUCUCGAUGCAGUCUGCGGGAUUCCAGUUCGCUGAGUAGAAGGCGAGGGAGAGGAGAGUAGAGGCGAGGAGAGGAGAGGAGAGGAGAAAAGAAGCGAGAGUCGGGCACUUAAAUUAAGAAACGACUUCUACUCGUACUGCCUCGUAAUCGUAUGCCUGCACUGCUCGUCCCCGUAGCCAGAAACGACACUGCUGCACUGAAUUUUGUAUCUGUCAUGUCAUGAUCAGCAGCGAGCGCUGAGUCGCGCGAAUGCUCCUCACACCAACGCUGGGCUGCAAUUAAGUGCACCACAGAUUCCGUCAGUGGCUGCAUUUGGGCCUGCCACUCUCUCGCCAAGAAGAAGCUGCUGGGAGCAAGAGUGGACCCGGCCGACUAGAUUCGAAGUCGAGCAGAAGAAGCAGCGACUUAGUUGGCUGUGCUUCAUGGCGAGUGAGGGCAUUGCCAAUGAUCACUCGUCGGUCUGGCGCUUCCAUGAUCAAACUCCAUGGCCAACCGGUAGCUCAUCCGGGCUGGUUCCCGAGGCUGAUCAUGACUUGACGGAAUCGUAUCAUGGCGUAAAGAACUUCGUGGUGCAUCCAGAUUUUUCGGUCACCAGGCCUCCCUUUGAACUGGUUGCGCCCAACUCCGAAUUCGUGAACGAGGUCGCCUGCAAGGAUGUGACAAUUGACGAGGAGAUUGACUUGUGGGUGCGCAUCUACGUCCCGGAAACCGUCAAGUCGUCCGCAAAGAAGCUGCCCGUGAUUUUGUUCUUCCACGGAGGUGGCUUCGUGUGCUUGAGCCCGCACGCUCGCCUCAUUCACGACUACUGCGAAUCCGUGUGCAGAUCCACCGACUCGCUCCUCGUCUCCGUCAACUAUCGCAAGGCCCCGGACUACCGCAUUCCGACGCAAUACGAAGAUGCAUUCACAGCUCUCAACUUCCUCAGGUCGCAAGCUCGGCUUCAGCGCGAGCUCGAGGAAAUUGGCAGCUCUGCUGCUGAUUCUCGGCCCGAAGCUUUGCAAUUGAAUCUGGGAGGGGAUGCGAAAUCAUCGGAGCCGUGGUUGAGAUCUCACGCCGACUUCGACCGGUGUUACUACAUGGGCGAUAGUGCGGGAGGCAAUCUGGUGCAUCAUCUGAGUGUGAGAGCUCUGUCGGAGGAUCUCAGACCCCUGCGAGUGCGAGGGCAAAUUUUGGUACAGCCAGGGUUCGGAGGGGCGACUCGGACGCCGUCGGAAUUGUAUUGGGCGUUCGAGAGUUCGUUGUCGUUGAGAGCGAUCGAUUUGUUCUGGAAGCUGGCCCUUCCCGUGGAUGCACAGAGGAGUCACCCGGCGUGCCAUGUAUUUCCCAAGCUGGAAGAGAUGGUGGAGCUCAAAGUGGCUCUUCCCGAUACGCUUCUGGUGAUAGGCGGCAGAGAUCCUUUGCAGGAUUGGGAGAAGCUGUAUUACGACACGCAGCAAAGAUCGUGCACCAAUAUUCGUCUGCUCAUGUACGACGAUGCAAUUCAUGGCUUCAACAUGAAUCCCUCGAACCUGUGGACGGCCCCAUUUUUGCUAGAGUUAGGACGCUUCAUCGGCAGCUCCGAGGCCGUGUCAACAGCAUCAGCUUAGGCUAGUUAGUUAGUUAGUUAGGCUUUCGAAUCCUCUCACAGUGUACAUGCUUGUGAUCCAAAGCCCAAAUUUUGGAUACAAAAUAAAUUGACUUAG
This is a messenger RNA of Marchantia polymorpha subsp. ruderalis, 2593 nucleotides long. The record is from the annotation of a GenBank genome assembly. NCBI's taxonomy places the organism in Eukaryota, Viridiplantae, Streptophyta, Marchantiopsida, Marchantiales, Marchantiaceae.